AUGAACCGACUUUGCGAGGAAUCGGAGACAUAUCGGAAUCAUAUUCCUUUACUGAUCACUGAAGCGAUUUGCGCUGUUGCUUGCAUGCCUGCCUUUGCAAUGCUGAUGUAUAUUUUCUUCACGAGGAAGCAAAGACCUAUUACCAGCUCGAUGCAUUUCAAUUUUAGAGUACGUUUUGGAGAGAAAAUUUCUUUUUCUUUGGCUCGUGGUUGCGAUAUUAAACAAAUAUAAGGGGCAACACACGGCAAUUUGUUUUUGAAAAAAAUAAAUAUAUUUUUGUCAAAAGCUGGAGCUGCGCCCUAGACUUUUGCAAAUGUUGGGGCCUUUUUAUAAGGAGGCAGCUUUAAACCGAUUUUUGCCGUAAAAAACCGGUUUGUGUGUAAUUAUUUUCUGCCGUUAUAUUACGAUAUUUCUGCGGAGGGGAACAGUUGACCAAAAUGGCCGGGAAGAGACUUGACUCGAUCAUUUUUUUCCAUUUUUUAUGUUUAGACAAAUUGGCGUGGGCAACAGCUACAUACUAUACAUACAAUGCCUUUGAAUCACGCUUUUAUAGUUUGGGCGGCAAAAUGCCAAACAUGUUUUUUCUCGAAAACAAAGCCUGUGCACUUGAAGACGGGAAAAUGUCACCAUAAUUUCUUAUGGUGACAUUCUAUAAUACACGUUUUUGCCGAUACAAUAGGCUAAGUGUUUUUUGAAAACUUUGUUUUGCAAGCUGCAAAAGCGCAAUGAAAGAGAUACUGUAGUUUUUACAGUGUCUUUGAGCAAAAGAACAGAAAAAGUUAUCGCUGAUGAUGGAUUAUCGGUAGUCUGAAAUGUGCCCGUUUUUCUCAAUUUUCGCAAUUCACGAGGAAAGUACCCCAAGUGCGAUGCGGAAUCAGUUUUUCUGUAAAUUUUUCCCUCACUCUGGGCAUAGACCACAUAGCCGAGAUAUUGAACGAGCUUGUGGCCGAGAGAGUACGCGAAAAACGGAGAGCGGUUAGUGUGAAAAAGACUUUCGCCAAUUUUCUGGAGAAAAAAUUGAUUUUUUGUGGAAACACUGCCUUAUACGGUAGAAAUCGAUACAAAAGUUUCCAAAAUAUAUAAAAAAGUGUCACAUUUUUUUCUAAUUUUUGCCCUAAAAAAUCUCGGUCUUUUCUGAAAAAAACCUUUUCCAGCUGCUCCUCUCCAACAUUUGGGUGGUCUUGAUGCUCCAAUUGGGAUUUACAAUCUUCUCGAACGCCUAUUUGCUGUAUUUUCAAAUCUUUGACACUGAAUAUUGCUCCAACGUCUUCUACACAUGGCAAUGCUCGGUGUUGCGAUGGCCUUUGCUGUGGACCGUUCCGGCCAUGAUUUUCAUUCACGGCGCCGCAUUUGUGGAGAGACUUAUGGCGACGCGGAAGUCGCGGAAUUACGAGCAUCGAGGGAAACGAGUGGCACUUGUCGCCAUGAUAGUUUUGGUGAGCUUUAUCAAAAAAAAAUUAAAAUUUUCAAAAUGAAAGGAGACUGUUAUACGUUAAAAAAGUUUUUUUGAAGGUGAAAAAAUUAUACAAUAAAAAAAAUUUUUAAAAAAAAUUUAGGGGUGACAUGUUAUGCGAUGAAAAUAUUGCGCUGUUUUUCAAAAUGAGAUUUUACUAAAUAUUUGUCUAAUGGCUAAUAAUAGCGGCAGUAAGACUCGGAAAAUAAUUUUCAUCGUAUAACAUGUCACCUGUCAUUUUUGAAACCUUGAAUAAAAUUUUCAAAUUUCAAUUUUCUUCACCAUUAAAAAACACAAAUUUAUGAAAAUCUUUUCAUCGUAUAAAAUGUCACACCCCAUUCUUUUCUUUUUUUAAUAAUUUUUUUUGUCGUAUAACAUUUCACCUGUCAUUUUCAAACCAUGACUAAAAUUUUAAAAUUUCAUUUUUUUUCACCAUUAAAAAAUCAAAUUUAAGAAAAGCUUUUCAUCGUAUAAGAUGUCACACCCCAUUCUUUUCUUUUUUCAACAUUUUUUUGUCGUAUAACAUGUCACACUUUAUUUUGAGCCAAAAAUAUACAUAAUAUACAUUUGAAUUCUCUUCUCUGGCCCAAAAGCAUGACUUGAAUGAAACCCCCUAAAUUCCGAUUUCAGUGGCUCAUCACAAUAACCAUCAACAGUUAUGUGUUCAGUGUGCCGGACAUGUUCGAAAAGCUGCCAUAUUGUCUUGCGACUUUCCAGAAAAAUCAAUUGAAAAUCAAAAAAUUCCUCCACCUUCUACUACCGCUGGAGCUCUUGAUCACUUUCGGCGACAUUUGUCUGUGGUGGGUGAAUCGGCAAACCCAAAAGAAGACGUAGGUCAUUUCCAUCGCUUUGACCGGUUAUUUUUAGGGUCUGUUUUAGUGUCUACAGUGAUUACUCGUUGUCGAAGUCGUUCCAACAGUCCGAGAAUACGAUCACAAGCAAAUUGGUGCUGCAGAUUUCGCUAUUGCACUCUGGAUUUUAUAUUAUUUACUUGGUUUCGACGUCGGCGUAUCGGGCGGUCAGCAGCUACGAUGAGCAUCCGAUGACUUUCAUUGUGGUGGUUAUGAAUAUUCACAACGUAAGUGAUAGUUGGUAUCAGUGGCGUGCUUUACGAGUUUGUUUGCAAAGUCGUUGGAGUAAUUUUUGCGACAUUCACUGUGCAAGAAAAGUCAGGACGCGAUUUUUGAUUCAAUCUUUAGCGCGUGACAGCCCAAAAAAACCAAUUCAAGAAGCACCGAAUAGCACAGUGCAAAUUGAAAUAUCAUUCUGUCGGGAAAAUAAUGAGCGCAACGUCGCUGCGCUGAACGUCUCGCCGAAGUGAAAAUCAAUUUGACUUUGCAGCGACACAAUUCAUUUUAUCGGCGACGAGGCGAUUUUCGAUGAGACAGAGUGCUCACAAUUUUCGCGACAGACGGAAAACUCCGAUUCACUUCGAAAACGCGGAAGUUUGCUUUUGAGACUAGUCCCUUUGCAAAGUCGCUGGAGUGAUUUUUGGCGUUUGCACUAUACAGAGAAAGUCAAAAAAAAGCCUGUUGCACAGUGCACAGUGAACUUUUGUUUUCUCACAGUGCAUGUUGCCGAAAAAACACCAGCGACUCCAUGGGCGGAUUACUACUCGCGACAUAAAGUCCGUGAAAUUUUCACAGUGCAUUUCUGUUUGAUUUUUUCAUAGCCGCCGCGACGCACGGCAACCCAGGGAGUCUCCCGCCUCGUUUCGGCGCUUCGCCCCCCUAGUAUCGGUUGAAUUCAAACGAAAUGUCAAAAAUGAAUUUUUCGUGCGGGUUUCCGACCGAAAAACAUUUUUCUCGGAAUUAUUUUAUUUCUCUUGUGAAUUUUGACACUUCGUUUGGACGAAAUUCAAAAGUGGGCGGGAGACAUUUUUGUUCUAUUCUGGGUUGCCGUGCGACGUUUCGUUUUUACGCAAGCGACAUGCACUUUUUCGCGAGGCGACUUCCAGUUUUUCGAGCGAUGUCGGCGAAAAAAUCCUACUACUUUAUCGGUUAGGACUGUUAAGACAUAUCAGUCUGUCGGGAAAAUAAUGAGCCCUCUGUCCCAUCCAAAGUCUCAUUUCCGCCGAGAAAAUUGUGUCGCGACAAAAGCAAAUUGAUUUUCACUUCAGCGACGCAAUUGGAACAACGACAUUGUGCUCAUUAUUUUCCCGACUAAGCGAAAUCAUUUCCCACUUUUCAGAUUGUUGUCCUUGGCCUGACCGUCUGUAUUAUUGUCUAUUUAUGGAGCCUUCGUGUCAUGGAUGAUAAGCGAAAAAUACGGGAGAUGAAUCAGGGAUCAAAGAAGAAUACGGAGAUGUACUUUAUGCUGCUGUACACCCAGUUGAAAUGA
This is a messenger RNA of Bursaphelenchus xylophilus (pine wood nematode), 3793 nucleotides long. The record is from the annotation of a GenBank genome assembly. Lineage: Eukaryota; Metazoa; Nematoda; Chromadorea; Rhabditida; Aphelenchoididae.